Molecule: messenger RNA, 396 nt
Organism: Strongylus vulgaris
Lineage: Eukaryota; Metazoa; Nematoda; Chromadorea; Rhabditida; Strongylidae
Source: the annotation of a GenBank genome assembly
AUGGCCUCGUAUGGGGUACCCAUAGGAUCGUCGUUAGCACUCGGAGCCAUGAUAUGCUCCUUAUUCGUCGUUCGCUCCAUUGUGCAAGACAUUGACAACUUGAGAGACGAAAUCCUUUCUGGUGUGCAUGAGAUGAAGGCAAUGUCUGACGAUGCUUGGAAUCGAAUUAUCUUUCUGCACACCAAAGGAGGUAAGGCUGAUGCUCCGGAGUCCUUUAUCUCGCUAUUUGCCCGACAAAAGAGAUCUUAUGAUGGAUCCGUCUGCAACUGCGUUGUGGAUUCCCAAGGUUGCCCUCCUGGUCCACCAGGCCCACCUGGUGUUCCUGGACAACGUGGAGAGCAGGGGAGUCCUGGAGAGCCUGGAAGACCAGGAGCCACCGGUGUCUCCUUAAUGUAA